AUGGCUAGGAGAUACGGGACAGUGUCCCUGGAUUGGCAGACUGGGGUGGUGGUUUCCCUUCCUGAGAAAGAGGAGAGGAAACUCUUAGGUAUAAUUGCGGGUAAUGUAGGGAAACUGCCUCAUGUGAUAAAGUACCACACAGCAACACCUCAGAGGCUGCAGGGUUGGUCCCUUUCAAACGAUGAUGCUGCUGCUGCUUCAAACAAGAAAUACCCAGAUGUAGUUCAGUACUCAGUGAACAUCACUGGAAAAAACCACACUCUGCACCUGGAGAAGAACAAAGAUCUUGUUGGGAAAAACUAUACUGUGACCUACUAUUCUGAUCAGGGUACCCAAGUUUCAACUCCCUCCGAUCAAGAGGUCCAGUGCUACUACCAUGGACAUGUUGUGGGAGUGGAGAACUCCUCCAUCAGCAUUGGCUUAUGCUCUGGAAUAAAGGGGUUUAUUAUUCUCCAAGAUCAGAUAUACCUCAUUGAACCUUUGCCUGGCGACGAGACAGGACACAGUGAUGAUGAUCUGCAUGCCGUCUACAACUACAAGCACCUGAGGAGGAAGAGGAGCUCCUGUUCCCAUGGAAACACAACCACUUUCUACGACCACGGAGCUCGUCCGUCUGGACUCUUCCAGCUUGGCAGCCUGAAAAGUAGAGCACUGAGCAAAGAGCAUAAAAACAAACCCAGGACUGUGGAGCUGGCAGUAGUGGUGGAUAAAACAGAGUACAAGAAGUUUGGUAGCGAGAGGGCUGUAGAGGCCAGAGUGCUUGAAGUAGCAAACCACGUGGACAAGCUGUAUCGCCCUGUGGGUGUUCGGGUCAUGUUGGUCGGUCUGCAUAUCUGGUCGUACAAAGAUGAGAUCGAGGUCAGCAACAACCCGGAGGUCACACUUGGUCGAUUUCUUGAGUGGCGUCGACGGCACCUGCUGCCGAGGACCAAACAUGACAACGCACAAUUCAUCACAGGUGUGGACUUUGACGGCUCCACUGUUGGACUAGCAAACACUAAUGCAAUGUGCACCUCAAACUCUGGAGCUGUCAACGAGGAUCAUAAUACCAAUUCAAUAGGAGUGGCUUCCACAAUAGCUCAUGAGAUGGGUCACAAUUUGGGUUUGUCCCAUGAUACAGAGAACUGUGUCUGUGGCUCCCUCACAUCAAAGACAGGCUGCAUCAUGGCUGAAAGUGUUGGCUUAGUGUAUCCCCAGCAGUUUAGCAGCUGCAGUCAACAGCAGCUCAGUAGGUUUUUGGAGGAGGUCAACCCUGCUUGUCUGCUAGAUACUCCCUCCACUGAUCGCAUCUAUGGAGGACCAGUAUGUGGCAAUGCAUUCUUGGAGCCUGGAGAGGAAUGCGACUGUGGGACUGUAGAGGAAUGCAAGAAUCCCUGCUGCAACGCAACAACCUGCAAGUUAAACACAGGAGCUCAAUGUGCAGAAGGAGAGUGCUGCCACAAAUGCCAACUGAAGCCGACAGGCAGCAUCUGCCGACCAAAAGCCGGAGACUGUGACCUCACAGAAUACUGCACGGGCUUUUCUGCAGCCUGUCCGACUGAUGUGUUUAUCCAAAACGGCCGACCCUGCAACCGUGGAAGAGGAUACUGCUACAAUGGGAAGUGUCCCUCGAGGCAAGAUCACUGCAAGAGACUUUGGGGACCAGAGGCUGAAGUUGCCGUAAAUGCUUGUUUCUCUCAGUAUGGAACAUGCAGAAGGACUCUGUUUAAUCAAAGAUGUUCCAGUCGGGAUCAAUCUUGUGGAAAACUGUUCUGCUCUGGCGGAUGGGAGUUCCCAGUGACAUCCAGGAAGUUCGUUUACAUAGUAGGAAACAGUAUAAAUUGCAAUGAGGCAACCAUGAACCCAGAGGACAACUACCCAUCCAAUCUGGGCAUGGUGCCUACUGGUACCAAAUGUGGUGAUAAUAUGGUUUGCUACAAUCAAAAAUGUGAAGAAAUCAAAAACAUUAAAGCCUAUGGAACAAAUGACUGCUCAUCCAAAUGUAACAACCAUGGGGUAUGCAACCAUGAGAGUAAAUGUCACUGCGAUCCAGGCUGGGCCCCCCCCUUCUGUGCUGUGCAGCAAUCAGAGCUGACUCAAGAUCCAGGCCUGGCUGUUAUGAUUGUGUCAGUGGUGGUCGGCUUACUUCUGCUGCUGCUUCUUCUUAUUGGCAGUCUGAUGUGCUUCCUCAGAAAAAGGACACCGACAAAAAGGUUUCUUCCCAUGACCUCAGGACAAUCAAACCCUGUGUUUCAAUCAAGCACCAAGCGAGGCAGUUCUCGGAUCGCAACCUCACACAUCAGCCAGCCUAAAUUUGUGGAGUCGUCUGUUUCCCAGUCCUGUAGACCUCUGUUCUCUUCUGUCAAACCACAGACUGGAGGUCUGAGGCCCUGCAGAGCAGCUCCAGAGCCUCCCAAGAAAGAGCCAUCAAUGUCUAACUUAUCAAAGGUUCACCAGGUUGCAAGGACUUUAAUGCAGCCACCAAAUAUUUCAAAGCUCCCAACUUAUCCUGAGACAAAGCCCCUCCCACCUUCUAGACCACUACCACCACUUGCGGCAAAACCAAACACAAAGCCAAAACCUCCAAUGCCUCAUCUGAAGCCCAAGCCCUCUCCAGUCCAGUCUUCCUUGCCACAUACUCAGCUGCUUAGAGGGAGAGUUCCGCUGGUUCCCCCCAGUAGGCCAAGAUGACAGUGAGAGUGAUUUACACGGUGGUAAAUAAAGGUUCACUGGCAGAGACUAUGGAAGAGCAAAAGGAGCUUCACUGAAGACACUUAUAUGUUAAAAACAAAGA
This is a messenger RNA of Cyprinodon variegatus (sheepshead minnow), 2773 nucleotides long. It is a transcript of the gene adam8a, whose product is annotated as disintegrin and metalloproteinase domain-containing protein 8-like. Gene Ontology annotation, molecular function: cell adhesion molecule binding; metalloendopeptidase activity. Gene Ontology annotation, biological process: positive regulation of membrane protein ectodomain proteolysis; proteolysis; inflammatory response. Lineage: Eukaryota; Metazoa; Chordata; Actinopteri; Cyprinodontiformes; Cyprinodontidae. The transcript is spliced from 25 exons. The coding region runs from base 1 to 2670 and encodes 889 amino acids. The record is from RefSeq and is a predicted model, not a curated record.